AUGUUUGAGUACUUUAUUCACCUAAUGGAAAGCUAUCCAGCCCACCAGUUCAGAGCAAAUUGGCAGAACGCUGAGUUAAAGAAAUUGAUAGACAAUUUACCCUUAGGUCACGUUUGUUGUAUUCAUGACUACUCAGAAAAUUACAGCUGUCAGCAUCAGGACCAAAUUCAGUCACUGUAUUACGGAGAAGUCCAGGUGUCCAUCCACGUAACAGUAAUGCACCGUCACGCUAUUAGGGAAAUUGAUGGAGAAGAAAGUACUCCUGAUGAUCCUGCAGUCAUAACUGAACAUUUAUAUGUAAUCUCACCAGAUACAAAACAUGACUCACACUCAGUUCACAAUUGCAGAGAUCAAAUCUCGCAGUAUUUGAAGGACAUAGGAUGUGCUGUUGAAACCAYRMACGAAUGGACAGACGGAUGUGCUGCACAAUACAAGAGUCGUCACUGCCUCGGUGAUUUGUCCAUGUCUGUUAAGGAUUUCGGUUUCUCAACUAUAAGGAAUUAUUUUGAAACAUCUCACGCUAAAGGGCCACAAGACGGAGCCGGAGCUAAUCUUAAACACAAAURWGAUAUGGCAGUAAUAAGGCGUGAAGUGGUCAUACAAAACGCUCGAGAUCUAUUCAACUUCGCUGAAAACAAUUUAAAGGAACCAUCACCAAGUCGGUAUCAAUCUCACAAUGUCAGGCUAAAAAGACGCGUUUUCUUUUAUGUCGAAAGUCAAUCACAUGAUCGCAGUGAUCGUUUAUUCAAAGAAGUCAAAGAGAUUAGAAGUAUUCAUAGUGUAAAAUCUACUGAAGAGGAAUUGAAAAUCUCUACACGUCAACUAUCGUGCUACUGCUAUCAUUGCUUGAAUGGUGAUUAUUCUGAUUGCCUCCACAAGGAUUAUGUUCCUCACUGGGAGUCAAAAGAAAUGGAAAAUGAACAGCAUGGUCGAAGAGUUACUAGARCUAUAGCACAACAAGAGACACCAGAACAUGUUUAG
This is a messenger RNA of Actinia tenebrosa (Australian red waratah sea anemone), 981 nucleotides long. RefSeq lists its product as uncharacterized. NCBI's taxonomy places the organism in Eukaryota, Metazoa, Cnidaria, Anthozoa, Actiniaria, Actiniidae. The record is from RefSeq and is a predicted model, not a curated record.